AUGAAUCGUCACAUUCUCGGUAUUGUUGGUGGUACAUUUCAAUCCAAAGUCGAUUAUACCGUGCAAACCAUCCCUUUUUCCAUCGCUGCUUUUGACCUAAAUCAGGAUACCAAUCUUGAUUUGGCUGUGGCGAAUCAGGGUCCAGACACAGUCAGUAUUUUACUUGGCGAUGGUAACGGAUCGUUUGUGGUAGAAGUAACUCCAUAUCCUGUUAGCACAGAUCCACAAUCCGUUAUCUUCCUUCAUGCAAAUAAUGAUGACACUAUCGAUUUGGCUGUCGCUUGUACUGGUGCGAGCGUAGUUAGCAUUCUGCUUGGAGUGGCGGUACUAUUUUCACCUAGAGUGGAUUAUCCUACGGGAGUCGUUCCGUGGAUGGUGGUUGCAGCGGAUUUUAAUCAAGAUACUAACAUGGAUUUAGCUGUAGCAAAUGAAGGUACUAACACGAUUAGUGUUCUUUUCGGUACAGGUACUGGCACCUUUCAAGCCAAAGUG
Molecule: messenger RNA, 492 nt
Organism: Didymodactylos carnosus
Lineage: Eukaryota; Metazoa; Rotifera; Eurotatoria; Philodinida; Philodinidae
Source: the annotation of a GenBank genome assembly